Neoarius graeffei (lesser salmon catfish) is the source of this 2245-nucleotide messenger RNA. It is a transcript of the gene proser3, whose product is annotated as proline and serine rich 3. Bases 102 to 2108 code for a protein of 668 amino acids. The transcript is spliced from 13 exons. Lineage: Eukaryota; Metazoa; Chordata; Actinopteri; Siluriformes; Ariidae. The record is from RefSeq and is a predicted model, not a curated record.
AAUGAAUAAUGAUUAAUUUCACCUUCAAUAUAGUAGAUGCGUUUGUCCACAGAGAAGGCCUAAGAAGUUAACUCAUGGUGUUAAAUUCAUAACCCUGGAUCAUGAAAUCAAGUGAGGCUGUUUUCACCAAAAAGAAUCCCUUUCCUCUUGAAUCCCACCAAACUAAAAGCCAUUACAGUCCAUCUCGAGCAAAGAAGAUCCCCAAACGGCAGAAAAAGCUGGCACUGAGCCCUGUCCGGUUUACAGAGUUAGCCAGUCUUCCAGAGUCUCCUCAACACACUGCGUCUCUCAGCCCGGAGGACCAGCGCUUCCUCAAAGGCUCGCACCAUGUCCUUCUCUGUCCUCCUCCAACUGUAACAGGGCAGCAGAAUUUCUCAGAGUCCUGGCCCUCUACUGAUCAGAGCUCUUCUCCUGCCAGCACUGAUGUUGAACAUCCACAACACACAGUGACCAGUCGAACGCAGGAGCCUUCAGUUCUGGCAAAGUACAUUGAGCGUUUCCGUUAUGGAAGGCCACAAAGUCGUGGAGAAAGACAGAAGUUGGCCGCUGAUGGAGCAGACGGUCAGCCAUUUUGGUGGAUGUCCUCAAAUCCUUCACAGCCAUCCAGCUCAACUCCAACUCGGACUUCUGAGGAACGCUAUGGAGGAUCGUUUGAGUGUAGAAAUGAUGGCACAGGCAGUGCGCAAGACCUGCUCAGACAUCAAGUGGACACUUCGCUUUCUCCCACCAGAGACCUGCUUGACCUGAGUGCGCUUGCCUUAUCCGAUUCCUCACACUGUGAGCAAGGACAGCCAGAAAUCCUUCAGCUUCAGGAGAGAGCCAGAAGACUUCUGCAGAGGAGUGAGCACUCACUGAGCAGUGGCUCCAGCGGUGUACCGAUCAGCUCUGAAGGCCUGGGCUGCUCUGAUUUCUCCUCUCCUGUUAGUGUUGCUGAGCCGAUCAGAAAACCCACAGUUCCCAGUUUGAUAGAUACAGCCAACUUGAUAACACCACUUCCGGCUGCCACUGCUCCAGGCCCUGUGGGGUCUCGACCUCGGCCUGAGGAUGACAUCCUGUUUCAGUGGCGCCUGAGAAGGAAGAUGGAGCAGGCCAGACAGUGGAGUCACACCUCCUCCCAUAGUUCAGCUCUUUAUCAACCCUUACUGAGCAGGCUGGCAUUGCAAACACAGCCUGGACCCUCUUUUACAUCUGCACCCGUGGAAGCGACUGGCAACGUAAGCACCUCUACCUUCUGUCCAGUCCUUGAGCCAGUGCCGUCCUCCUCCACCCAAGUCCACGCUGGAUCCAGCAUCUAUACCAGGGUUGAGUCCAUCACUCAGAGCCGCUUGGGUUCAGUUCCUCCCUGUGACAGAGAGAAGGGCUUUCAGCAGCCUCCGACAGCUCAUUCCUUCACUCAGCCCUGUCUCGGAGGACCGGUCUGCUCUUCAGCGAGGUCAGGAGAGCUGGGCAGUAAGGAGCAGGAUUCCUCUACUCCAUUUGCAUCUCCAUCUCCACUACCUGCUGAGAGCUCAGAGGGCGAUGGCUGCCAGGAAAGAGGGCGCGUGCAGGCUAAUAGCAGAGUGGAAGGGGAACGGGGCAAGAAAAAAUCAGUGCCAUUUACCCGAAAGAAGAAAUCCGACAGGUAUGUGGAGGUCAGAGAUGUGGUUGAAAUGAAUCAGCACACUGUCAAAGCCAGAGACAGGAACACGAGGGUUCAAGAAAAGGUCCGAUCUAAAAACAAAGAGAAUGCAGGGCACAGAGAGAGACCGAGUUCAGCACGAGACGUUCGUCCAAUAGAUUCACCGUCACCAAUACACAACACUCUCGGCCAGGUUGUUUCCGAGGUGUUGUUUCCCAGUGCUGACUCACCAGUCAAGCUGAGAAGCCCAUGCUCCUCGACAUCUCCCAUACACACCCCUCCAGCACCUCCUCGUUCCCCUGCACCUCCCCCUCAACACUCAUCCCAACCAAGUGAAGUCAUAGGUCAGCUGAUGCAGGAGGCACAAGACUCGGAUGGCCUGGAAUUUGAAGACGAUCCCUUACUUUUAGUCCUUAGGCAGCAGAGAGAGUGGGUCAAAGAACAACUCUGUGAGGUUGAUAUGAUGCUGGAUAAAUUCCAUGAAGACUGAUCUACUGUAAACAAGAACAGUGCACUUAAGCAGACGAUCACAUUUAUUAUUGCAAAUCAGUACACUGUGUAUUUAUUUUGUGCCUGCAAAUGGAUAUGUAUGUGUUUACACUGUAAAUAAAUCAUUUUGGAAAAAUA